Molecule: messenger RNA, 1517 nt
Organism: Haliotis rufescens (red abalone)
Lineage: Eukaryota; Metazoa; Mollusca; Gastropoda; Lepetellida; Haliotidae
Product: gamma-aminobutyric acid receptor-associated protein
Exons: 3
Coding region: 283-636 (117 amino acids)
Biological process (GO): autophagy of mitochondrion; autophagosome assembly; macroautophagy
Cellular component (GO): autophagosome; autophagosome membrane; cytosol
Molecular function (GO): ubiquitin protein ligase binding; GABA receptor binding
Source: RefSeq, a predicted model, not a curated record
UAACAAUCCUCGUGAUAGUGCAUAAAUACAACAUUGAAAACUCACAGGAAAGCUGGGAUAUAUUCGUAUCGGAUCUGGGCGACUUUAUAAAUACGAAGUAUAGACAAGCACGUAAAUGUGAGAGGAAUAUAUCAUCGAAUUAUACAGAAAAACGUAAUUUAUAUCUGACCUAUUUGCCGCUGCGCAGUAGUCUUUGUGUUUACAUCAGCAAAGUCGCCAUCUUGUCAGGUCGGAAACAAGCAUAAUCGCAGCAGUCAUAUUUCAACAUUUACGACGAUCACGAUGAAGUGGCAAUACAAAGAAGAGCAUCCAUUUGAGAAGAGGAGGGCCGAGGGGGAGAAAAUCAGGAAGAAGUAUCCUGACCGUGUCCCAGUCAUUGUUGAGAAAGCCCCUAAAGCCAGAGUAGGUGACUUGGACAAGAAGAAGUAUCUGGUGCCAUCUGAUUUAACAGUCGGACAGUUCUACUUUCUCAUCCGCAAACGUAUCCAUCUCCGCCCUGAAGAUGCACUCUUCUUCUUUGUCAACAAUGUGAUUCCCCCAACCAGUGCAACCAUGGGAGCUCUUUACCAGGAACACCAUGAGGAGGACUUUUUCUUGUACAUUGCCUACAGUGAUGAAAGCGUCUAUGGAGCAUAGGGAUACUGAUUCUCUACUUUUGUAAAUAUUUCUCAGCUCUCUAAUAUCACAGCAAAUGUCAGUGUGCAAGUUGUAACAUUGGAACAUUUCAAGCCGCUAGUGUUCUGUUUCCACUCACAGCACUCUGCCAUUCGUCUUUAAUUUGUUCACUUUCAAGAAAAGUGUGACCGGUAUGAUACUGGUGAAUGGGAUUUUUGUUUAUUUUGGACAUAUUUAAACCUUGUAUUAAUGGGUCAUAUAUAUGAUACAUUAGUUUUUGGAUAUUCCAAAUUAUACGUUUAUUUCAAAUAAAUCCCCCAAAACAUGUUGCAGGCAGUAGUGUUGUCUUUUCUUUGAGUAUUUGUAACAGCAAUCCAUGUUGAUAGCUUGUCUGAAAUGGAUGAAAGUAGGACUUUCCCAAUAAUGAUGGAUACCAUUGUUCCAGUAAAAAAAUUCUCAAGCUCAUCAAUCAUGAAGAUAAACGUUUGUCAGAACACUUCAAGCAGUGGUAUUGCGUGAGACCUAUACCGAUAUUAGCUGUUUGUACAAAAAAUGAAAACAGAACAGUUAAAAUGAAGAAUCCCCCCCCCCCCCCCCCUUCCUUUGUGUUGAUGUUAUACAUUUUAUCAUCACUGUGUAGCUUUUAUUGUAUUUUAUUGUUCAUGUGAGAUUUUAUUGUCUUAAUUGUGUACAUAGUUCUAUGUAUGUUCUAGGGUUUUGGGCUAAGUUAUUUGGACAGUUUAGUUAAGUUUAUUAAAGGUGUCUGUUGUAGAAAAAAAACCACUUUUAGUUUGAGUGAUGUUUGUGUUAUGAAUCAAGACAUUUGUAUAAUGGGGUUAUGAAAACUUGCUUGUAAACUAUUCUAAUCGUUUUAGCUUGAAAUAAACUAUGUUCAAAUGCAA